AUGCAUGCCGUGCUCACCAUGUUGAUGCGAAUGCUCGUGAACGAGGACAUCAGCACGCGGAACGCCCAAGUAGCGAGGGAGAACUCUCUGCGGCACAACACCGCGCACUUUUUGCCCUACCGGGAAAUAGUGUACAUGCAUCGCAUACAGACAUCCAUAGGUGUACCUCCUCCUACGGCGGCCCAGUCGCGUUGCAGGCAGAUGUCCGUCGUGGAGGGGCCCGCAACGGACAUCAUUCCUGCGACCCGUGCAGCUUGGACCUCCAGGGUGCAGGACUCGGCCGGAUCUCGCACCCCGAUCGAACUUCAUGCGAGUGGCCCAUCAAUUCCGGCCGGGUUGCCAGUGUUUUCGUCAGGCGGCGCUCCACUUCGGGGGGUACACCUGAAACACGCCUCUGCCUUGUGGGGAAACGACCUGCCCACUGGCCCCCCUUCAACUCUCCUCUCCUCUCCCUCUCGUCUCCCCCUCCUCGUCCGUGAGCUCGUUCGAGCUUUGGGAUGGGCGUUCUACUCGAGGGGCUGGGAGGGGGAAACCCGGGACGACUAG
Molecule: messenger RNA, 546 nt
Organism: Penicillium canariense
Lineage: Eukaryota; Fungi; Ascomycota; Eurotiomycetes; Eurotiales; Aspergillaceae
Exons: 2
Coding region: 1-546 (181 amino acids)
Source: RefSeq, a predicted model, not a curated record